This is a messenger RNA of Fusarium odoratissimum NRRL 54006, 1167 nucleotides long. RefSeq lists its product as uncharacterized. The record is from RefSeq and is a predicted model, not a curated record. The transcript is spliced from 3 exons. Bases 1 to 1167 code for a protein of 388 amino acids. Lineage: Eukaryota; Fungi; Ascomycota; Sordariomycetes; Hypocreales; Nectriaceae.
AUGUCAAACCUUCCUAUCGCUCGCCCCAGAGCUCUGGAAAUACCAUCUGAGCUCUACGAAGAGCUCACUUUGUGGCGCAAUAACCCAGAAAUUCACCAUAGUACUACAAUUUCAUCCUUGAAAUGGAGAGAGUUACUCUUAAUGCAAAAUUUCGAAGAAAUUCACCUCAGAGAUACACAAGAGAGAUUAGAUGGAGUCCUUCGAGCUUUUAACUGUUACCAGGAUGAUGCAGCGAUAAACAUUGCUCGAAGUUGGUUCAGGUUUGCAUCCUUUAUUGUCAAGUCCGCGCCUCCAGAGACUGACUCGCAGGCGAGUAAUACUGGUGACGGUGUUUGCAAUAGUCUGCCAAAUCGCCUAGCAGCGGCCCUCUACAAGCUAUCUGGAAUUCGAAAUUUAUCGCUUAACCUCGAGGGUCUCAAUGAAGAUCAGCUCAGAGAUUUGAAGGAGCAGAUGGACAUCGGGAAACUUGUCUGGCCACGCCUCAGAGUAUUGAAGAUCCGUGGCACAGUUGACACCGUGAAGAUGAUCAUGAGCCAUUGCGAUCCUGAUGUCCUCACUGGCCUCCACACCUACACAUGGAUUGAUUCGGAUAUAUUCGAAAAGGCCCGGGGACUCACUGGCCUCAGUCGACUCCAUCUAUACUAUGACAAGGCCAAUCUCUCUCAGCCUACGACGUGGGCUUGCACCGAAAAACAACUCUGGGAUGGCUUGGCACGACUGACUCCGAAACUCGACUACCUUAUCCUACGCGAAUCAACAGUCAAAAUCGAAGGCAAACUGUGGUCUCUUGAACAUGUUUCUACGCUGAAAACUGCUAUAAAGAACAUCACAAGUGGGGCUCAAGACCUGCGACUCCGAUACCUUGCAUUCACGAUUGACAUUCGGCGUUUCGCGCCGCCAGUUAUCCGCCGAUACUUGAACAGAGAUCCUCGUUCCGAGAAGCUGGAGGCGCAUGAGGUAAAGGCAUGGUAUGGGUUAAUUAUCAAAACCAUCAUGCAGGUUCCGCGUUUGAAAGAAGUUUGGGUCUUCUCUCACGGCUCUAUCGCCUUCAGGGGGAACCGCGGAUCCGGGCCCAAAUAUAUACCUGGGCGUAUUUAUGUUGAUACAGAAUAUGUCGACAUGAUCAUGCAACAGGACAGUUUUCCUUUUGAGAUCAUUGAGGAUUGA